Messenger RNA from Mesitornis unicolor (brown roatelo), 2018 nucleotides. RefSeq names its product armadillo repeat containing 4 (gene ODAD2). The annotation marks the transcript as partial. The record is from RefSeq and is a predicted model, not a curated record. Lineage: Eukaryota; Metazoa; Chordata; Aves; Mesitornithiformes; Mesitornithidae. Gene Ontology annotation, molecular function: protein binding. The transcript is spliced from 13 exons.
CUAACAGAGAUCCUAUAGUGAAAAUUCUCGGCCCUGAAUAUGGGUCUGUUGAAGGAGAAGAUAUGUCUAUGUUGCAUUUACUUGAAAGAGUUAAAAAAGAUGAUGACCCUGAAACAGAGAUUAAAAUGAGAAUCUUUCUUCUUCUUCGUCAGCUGGACUUGCAACUGCUUAAUAGUUCUUUGAAACACAUUUCACAAAACAUAAGACUAAAUCCAGCUGCUAUAUGUAAUGAAGUGAAUCUUCUCAAGAAUUUCUCUGGGGAAGGAGAAGAUACAGUACUGGAAACACUGGAAUAUACAUCAGAUUACGUGUUCUCUAAUGGAUGCCGAGCUCCCCCCUGGAGACAAGUGCAUGGAGAAAUUUGUUAUUUAGUCAUCAAGCCACAUGACACUGAUCCUUUGUAUAUCACUUGCAGCACAGCAGGAGUGUUUUUAAAUGGAGGUCAGCUAAAGGGUAAAGAUGACAUUGACUAUGAAAGAAAAAGUGAUGUGUAUAAAGAUAUUGUCACAUUUCUAAGGGAGAGAUCACCUAGAUUUGUAGAAAAUAUGGCUAAACAGCUAACACUUCGAAUUGCUGUGUUGGCAUAUAGUGCUGUUGGAAACAUACUUUUUAACAUGUGCUUAGCUGGUGAAGCUACAGCAUCAAUUCUCCUGUGGAAAACAUCAAGAAGGUCUAAAGACAUUAGUGAAAGUUCGUCAGAGACCGAGGAAGAUGAAGAACAGCCUGUACGUCGUCAAGAAGGAAACGCUGAUUUGCCAUCAGAAUACUGGGGAAUUCAGAAACUUUCAAAAUAUAUAAAGGGUGGUAAUCCAACGGCUACUGUAAUUGCAUUGUGUUCAAUGAGAGAUUUCAAUCUGGCUCAAGAAACUUGUCAGCUGGCCAUCAGAGACAUUGGAUGUCUUGAAGUGUUAAUUAAUUUACUUGAUACAGAAGAAAUUAAAUGUCAGAUUGGUUCAUUAAAAAUCCUGAAGGAAAUUAGUCAAAAUACACUGAUCAGACAUACAAUUGUAGAUCUUGGGGGCUUAGAGAUCAUGGUGAAAAUACUGGACUCUCCAGAUAAAGAUCUAAAAUGUUUGGCAGCUGAAACAAUUGCUAAUGUUGCUAGAUUUAAACAAGCACGAAAGACAGUAAGGCAGCACGGAGGAAUCAAGAGACUGGUUGGGCUGUUGGAAUGUACUUCAGUGGGAUCAACCCGUCUACCACGAUCCCAAGCAAAUGAUACUGAAACAGCACGCUGUGGGGCCUUGGCACUCUGGAGCUGCAGCAAAAGCACCAAAAAUAAAGAAGCAAUCCGUAAAGCUGGUGGCAUCCCCUUAUUAGCUAGAUGGCUCAAAUGUUCACAUGUGACUAUUUUAACCCCAGUAGUGGGGACACUACAGGAAUGUGCCUCAGAGGCAAGUUACAGACUUGCAAUAAGAACAGGAGGAAUGAUUGAGAACCUUGUGAAAAAUCUGAAUAAUGAACAUGAGGAGCUUCAGAUGCAUUGUGCAAGUGCCAUAUUUAAGUGUGGAGAAGAUAAAGAAACACGUGACCUGGUUAGAGAGCAUGGAGGUCUACAACCACUAUCUGUUCUGCUUGAGAACUCUGAAAACAAACAACUUUUAGCAGCUGUGACAGGAGCAAUCUGGAAAUGCGCAAUCAGUGUAGAGAACGUGUCAAAAUUUCGGGAAUAUAAAGCUGUAGAAACUUUGGUGGGACUGCUCACUGACCAGCCUGAAGAAGUUCUUGUAAAUGUCGUUGGAGCACUGGGAGAAUGUUGCCAAGAGCCAAUAAAUCGAAGUACUAUCCGAAGAUGUAAUGGAAUACCACCUCUAGUGAAUUUACUUACUGGGACUGAUAAGACACUACUUGUGAAUGUCACCAAAGCAGUGGGAGCUUGUGCAACAGAUCUUGAAAAUAUGAUAAUAAUUGACCGUCUAGAUGGAGUUCGUUUGUUAUGGUCAUUGUUGAAAAAUCCUAAUCCAGAUGUUCAAGCAAGUGCAGCUUGGGCUAUUUGUCCUUGCAUUGAAAAUGCUAAG